CACCAACUUUGUAACUUUGGCAGUUCCUAAACUCUAUAUAUCAGUGUGCUACAUAAUUUGGCCUUUCUUUCUUCUUCUAAAACCAAUAACAAAUUACUUGUUACGAAAAAGAAAUAUUGAAGCAAAUUGGCUUGAACAUGUUUGACUAAUCAUAGAUAUUCUUUGAUCAAUGAAAGUUCAUGCACUUUGUUAUUCAUCUGCCGUGCGGGUGUUCGUUUUUAUUUUUGCCACUUUUUUCUUUUAUUUGUGCAGAUAAUUUUAGGUAUGGUAACGUGAAAAGAUGGUUUUCUUACACCAUGAAGCCAGCAAACAGUAAUCUGUUUAAUGGAGAUGCUUACUGAGGCCCUAAAUCAAAACUGGAAAUCCGUGUUCGUGGCAUGGUGGAAGGCUGCAAAAAAGAGUUCAUAUACUAUCGUGGAAUGCAACUUGAGGGAAAAGAACGGACUGUGCAUGCAAAGAUAUAGUAUAGCACAACUUGUGCAGUGCAAGAUAUUCAAAGGACGACUCCACCCACUCAAAGCAACGGAAACAAUAGAAGAAGUCGAGAGCUCUGGGACACCAGAUGAUCAACCAUGGAGAUUCUGUAAGGGGAUGUUGUUUGUAACGGAUGAACCUCAAACCUUUUAGCAUAAAACUCCUUUGACUAAGAACCAUCAUGUAAGUUUUUAGCUGUUAGCGUUGCUUGUCCUACCCUGUGCAUCACAACAUACAGUGGAUAUAUCCUUACGAAGGUCUUAUAUUAAAAGGUAUGCUGCAGAAUGGCAACAAUAAUGCUAUUCUUAGAAAGCAA
This is a messenger RNA of Coffea arabica (coffee), 790 nucleotides long. The record is from RefSeq and is a predicted model, not a curated record. Lineage: Eukaryota; Viridiplantae; Streptophyta; Magnoliopsida; Gentianales; Rubiaceae.